CUCGCGAGAGAGCGGCCGAGACGAGAGCUAGAGAGAGAGGAGAGAGGAGAGAGUCGGGACCCCUUUGCAUUAUAAAGCCACCGGUAAGGGAGGAUAAAAACCCUAAUCUGCGAUAGCCUAUGUUUUCACACACACACACACGACCGUUAUCAGCAUCAGCAGCAGCCUCAUCAGCGUAGGAAUAAUCAUCGUAAGACGCAAUUGGUAAGAGCGGGUGCACGGGCAGAGAGAGAGAGAGAGAGAGUCGGGGAGCAGAGACGCAAGGACGUACUGUGUCGCGCGCAUCACCGCGGCCAGAGAGCGCACGUGUGUCGAGUGAGAGGAAAGAAGAAGAGAAGCGGAGAGAGACACGAAGGGAUAGAGGGGAGAGAGAGGGGAGAGGGACACACGCAUCUGCUGCCUGAGAGCGGUUGCCUCGCCGGAGCCAACGGGGGAUUAUGACCGGAACUUCGGAUGAUUCUCCGUCGCGGAGCGGCGCACCUGAGCCGGAGGUGGAUGAGGGGGAGGCCCCACAGAGGAACUGGAAGGGCAUCGCCAUCGCUCUGCUCGUCAUCAUCAUCGUCUGCUCCCUCAUCGUCACCUCCGUCAUCCUGCUCACACCCGAUGAAGACCCGAGUUUGAUCCACGCCAAGAUCACUCUGCAGGACAUCUUCAGCGAAGACUUCGUGGCACGUGAUCCCCGUGCCGCGUGGCUGAGCGACAAGGAACUCGUGUACAGAACGGCUCAAGGCCACCUCGUCAUCCAGGUGCCCGGAGCCAACAGCAGCUCGUUGCUCGCCGACGCCUCCGUGCUUCAAAACGGCAAGGUGACGAGGUUCCAGGUGUCUCCCGACCGCAAGUUCGUGCUCCUGGAGCAAAGCACCGUCCAGACGCCUCGGUACCUCCUAUCUGCCUCCUAUACCAUCUACAACGUGCACACCAGGGAACUGCAUGAGCUGAAGGUUCCUGGAGGCUCGGAGGGCUCCCUGCAGUUCGCCGGCUGGGGCACACGCGGACAGCAACUCGUGUACAUUUACAAGAACAACAUCUACUACCAGCACAACGUGCGCAGCCCGGCCAUCCCUCUCACCACCUCCGGCAAGGAGGUCUCCGUCUACAAUGGCAUCACAGACUGGCUGUAUGGCGACGAGAUCCUGCACUCCCACGUGGCUCACUGGUGGUCACCGGACGGCGCCCGCCUGGCGUUCGCCGAGAUCGACGACUCCAGCGUGGCGACGACGGAGAUCCCGCAGUACACGGGGACACUGUACCCGGCGCCGCGCCACCACCCCUACCCCAAGGCCGGGCAGACCAACCCCACCGCCCGCCUCUUCAUCAUCAACCUCUUCGGGCUGCCAGUGGAGCACAUCGUCGAGCUGCUGCCCCCCGAGAUGCUGCGCUACCGGGAGCACUACUUCACGAUGGUGCGCUGGGUGACGGGAACCCAGGUGGCCGUCACGUGGGUCAACCGGAGGCAGAACCUAUCGGUGCUCACCGUGUGCGAAGCCACCACUGGGGCAUGCAGCGAGAGAUACCGCGAAGCGUCGGAGGCCUGGCUGCCCAGACAGGGUGAGAAGCCGCUCUUCUCGGCAGAGGGAACGCGGUUUUUCCUGCCGCUGCCGGUGAAGCAGGGAGGCCGUGGAGACUUCUACCACCUCGCCAUGUUCACCACGCAGGAGCGAGGAGGGCAGGACGUGCGCUAUCUGACUUCUGGGGACUGGGAGGUCACGGAGAUCGUGGCGUAUGAUGAGCAGCUACAGAGAGUGUACUUCAUGAGCACCGAGGAGUCGCCCCUGCAACGGCACCUGUACAGUGUGGACCUGCAGGGCUCGUUCCGCCGCAUCUGCGAGUCGUGCAACCUCGUGCCGAACUGCAGCUACUUCUCGGCCCUCAUGAGUCCGGGCUGCAGCCACGUCAUACUGCACUGCCUGGGCCCGUCGGUGCCUCGCUUCACGGUGCACAGCCUCCUGGAGCCGCGUGACUUUAUCGAUCUGGAAAGCAACGAGGUUCUGCGAGCCACCCUGGCCGCCAAGAGGCUGCCCACGAGGCGCUACCUCAACUUCGCUCUGGACGAGUUCGGAGUGCAGGUGCAGCUAGACCUACCCUCUGGCUUCACGGAGGAUGGGUUCUACCCCCUGCUUAUGAUCCUGGAGGGCGCCCCCGGCGAGCAGGCGGUGAGCGAGCGCGCCGCGUCGCGCUGGGACUGGGCGCUGCACAUGGGCGAGCACCCGCCCGUGCUGGCGCGGUGCGACGUGCGCGGCAGCGGCGGGCGCGGCAGCGAGUUCCUGCACGCGGCAUACCGCCGGCUGGGCAGCGUGUCGCUGCGAGACCACCUCUCCGUGAUCCGGUUCCUUUCCACCUUACCCUACAUAGAUUCAAGCCGCGUAGGUGUGUAUGGAAAGGGCUUCGGGGGCUACAUGAGCGCGAUGCUGUUGAGCGCUGGCGAAGGCCUCGCCCGAUGUGGAGUCGUGGUGGCGCCGAUCACCGACUUCACCCUCUACGCCUCCGCCUUUUCCGAGCGAUACCUGGGGAUCCCCUCUCGCGACGGCAAGGCCUACAAGGACGCCAAUCUCCUGCCCCACGUGGCCCGCAUGGUGGACGGGCGCCUCCUGCUGGUGCACGGCACGGCCGACGACAAGGUGCAUUUUCAGCACACGGCAGAGCUCAUUACUCACCUCAUCAACGCUGGGGCCAACUACACACUCCAGAUCUUCCCGGACGAGGGCCACACGCUGCUGGACAAUCACUCGCGCCGCCACUUCUACCGCAGCCUGCUCAAGUUCCUGGACGACUGCUUUGAGCCGGCCGUCGUGCUCAUCACCUACCACGACAAGGGCGACGAUGACGAGGAGGAGGAGUAACGGGGAAGAGGAGGAGGAGGAAGAGGAGGAAGGGGAGGAAGUGACACAGAGAGCCGAUGGUGGGAGGCGAGGGGGGAGGGGGCGGCGAGGAAGUGGGGCAUUAGGAUGAGUGAUGGCGAUGGAGACAAACAAGUGAUGACUGGACGGUUGUGAUGAGGGAGAGGAGGGAUCGGGUUGUGGAGAAGUGGUGGUGUCGAGUGGCACGGAGGAAUGACGAAGAGUGAUGGGCUACGGUUUGACGGGGUGAGUCGUGAUGGGGUGAGUCGUGACGGGGUGAGGUGUGACGGGGUAGUGUGUGUAGUUAUGAAGAGGACGCAUGGAAUGUAGAAGGAUUCACAGUUUGCAGUCGUGAAUAGGGGACUGACUUUUGGAGCGACUCAGAGCACUCACGAGUGUUGACGGGGAGUGUUGCGGAGAGGCUGGGAGCGUUAGCGAGUGUCGAUGUGGAGCGGCACAGAGUCAUCAUCCACUGAUGCGUUCCUGUGAUUGCCUCAAUUGCACCCUUCUCCAAAUGUCAACCCCGAGCCCCUGUCCCUUGAUCCUUAUCCACGUGCAGAGAGUCCCACGUGGGGUGGAGUGGAGUGGAGCGGCUGCUGCUGCUGCUGGUGUUGCUUUGUCAGUGGGCGGUAGAGUUUUCCGAAUGACUCAUUGUCUCUCUUUACAUUUAUUUGCGAACUACAUCCCGGGAUCUUGAACACCCACUGUUAAUCAGACAGCGACGUAUCAUCACGGUUAGUGCACACCGCAGCAAUAACCAGGGCGGCCGCUGGUUUCGAACCGCGAGCCUCUGCAAUAAAGCGUCGAAUGCGCUACCGCAAGGGCCGCCUCGCCAGAGUCAGCGAUGAGUGAUGUCAGAACCAGUCCUGGGCUCCAACCCCUCACCCCCUCACUUCACCCAUCCGCACUCAACCAACGCAUUGAAGUGCGCUCGCUUUUAAAAAAUAAUAACACCCGUGACCAUCAGGCUUUAGAGAUGCCUCUCUCCGUCGGUAGAUCGGCAAAGACUGAAAAUGACUAUAUAAUCUUAACCCCCCCCCACACACACACACACUUCGUCACGUGUAAUUUUAACGGCUCCCCUUUCUGACCCGCCACCCUUACGGCCGCAGGGGUAGAAGGGGAGAGAAGGUUGUGGGAGGGACAGAGUGAGAGUGUCAGAGUCCCCAGAGCCUCGCGGGCACACCAGACGGGGGGAGGAGGGGGGGGAUGGACAGAGCACAGACGGCUCGGGCUAGACAACCACAGCCCGAGAGGCAGAGGGCUGUUGGCCACGUGUCACGGCAUCGUCACUCACACGCGCCGUUACGAUGCCACGGCAUAGGGCAGGGGUCGGCAACCUACGGCUCCGGAGCCGCAUGCGGCUCUUUACGGGCUGCUUCUUGACGAUAUGUACGUAUGUACAGUAUGUACUCAGAUGCAUUGCGGCUCUUGAAAUACUGAAUUUUGAACCGAAUUGGAAAGAAAUGGCUCUUCUUGUUAUUUUGGUUGCCGACCCCUGGCAUAGGGUAUAACUGUUCACACGCGCCACCUACGUAUUCUCGAUGUAUAUAUAUAUAUUUACACACAUGCGCGGGCGUGGCUGUUCGUGGUUUCGAGGGGGCGUUUUGUAGCACUACUCGAUUGAUCUUUUGGACAGGCGCGACGGUCGUCGAUGCGGAGCCGAGUAAGACAUGCCCACGGGCAACGGGCAUGCCUCAGGGUUGCCACCUUGUCCUCUGGAGAGAAGAGAACCCGGACAAAUUUCACAGUCGGCACUGGGUCAAUGAUCCGAUCUGUGCCGUAGUCUUCUGUAAUAAAGUUCGUGCACGGCAACGCCGGUAGCAGAUCUCGGUACGAAUUAAUUCCUGCCCCGAGGAGUGGUAACAAAACGUGGCAGUUUACCGUAAAUAAAGUUCAAGACAAUGCCAGUAGCAGAUCCUCGGUACAAAUAAAUCCCUGCUGCCACCAAAUGGCAACUGUCAAUUCCUGGACUGUCGGGGUCAAACCCAGGUCAGAGCCAGCCAUGCGGCGACCCAAGCGUAUCGGCUGCGUCUCGACACGAACGGCGGCGUUCGUCGUUCGCGGCUCGCAAGCCCUCCCCGUGCCCGUGGUCGUUCUGCACAAAACGAGAAGAGGUUUUCGGCGCUUGGGUCGCGCAAAUUGUUUUAUUUUUUUUGCCGACGGUUAUCAGUCCAUGCCUGGUGGAUUUUUAUUCGGCUCUGCGUCUUUUGUCAAACGACGACGACGAUGAUGAUGAUGAUGAUGUUGGUGACUGAAAUAAUGUUGAUCAACAUUCAUGGCAAACUGACGGUAAUCGUUCUCACGCGGGCGCAAUGAUCGUCCGUGAUGAUGAUGGCGGUGUUGGUGUAUGACAAGUGAAAGUAAUGAGUUCAGUAAUUAAAGAUCUCCAACCGACGGUGCAUAUUUCAAUUUAAAACACCCAAUUAAGGUGACAGCAAAUACAUAAGUUAAUAAAAUCAGCCUUUGGAAGCGUUAAACAUCAACUCUAAUUCACAAUGUGAAUCGAGUAUGACGAUGGGCGACCCAACGCAAAGUGGCAAUGCCAAUCAAUUUGAGCUUAGAAGGGGGGUCCUCUUACCGUAUUCUCCAGAUUAUUAGAUCCAAUUUAUUUCCCCUGUAUUGUAAAGCAAACGUUCGCGAUGCGUCCUCAUAAUCUCGCUUUUCAGAGUCACCAUCCCGAAUUCAGUUCUCCGUAGCAAUACAGCGACCCCCAAGAGGACAAGCAGACGACACCACGAGCUGCUUGGACUCAUCUUACCGACCUCCCCAUCAUAAAGCAGUGCGUUCAUAAUCAUUCAUUUGUCCAUCCUCUGCGGCUCAUUCAUGUGCUCCAAGCUGCAUGGCUCAUUCGUAUAUUCCACGCUUCGUGGCUCAUUCAUAUACUGACCCCCAAAACAAGUCGUCGGUUGCAUCUUGCUAAUGCGGAGAAUUCCCGGAAAUUCGCCGCUUUGAUCUUCGUGGGGUUUAUUAAAUUGGCGAAUCGACGAUUCCGUUGGAGGCCUUUUCAUUACUCACUUUCUCGUUGCUCUCUCUCUCGUGGCCGUGUGUGUAAUGUAAGCAAUAGGCUCCAGCUACUUGGCAGCAGGGAAAGGGGGGUGGGGUCGUGGGGGGUGUGUGUUCAACAAGCGGGCGUCAACUUCGCGUUGUGAACUUUCUCAGAGUGCACCCAAACACGCGGCCACGGCUCCUUUUGCACCUGAUUGGCCGAAGGCUCUCUGGAGGUUUGCGACCACGUUGGAACCUACCCAGAACCACUCCUGGGUUCGCUAACCUUUGCAUUGAUGGGGGGGGGAAUGAGCGGGUGGAGGGUAACGCCAGGUAUUAACCAGGUAAGUGUUGUAUUUGGUUAAUUUUGUAUUAUUUAAUUCACGUUAGACGAGUAAUUAUCACAAACUAAAGUUGUCUUUAACUUUCAAAUCAACCUCUAAACUGUUAACAUCGAAUGUUAAGGGAAGGGCCCUCUUCUGUCUCACCCCCUCGGCUGCAGCGUCUCUCCACGACAAUUGAAUCAUCAUUGAUUGGUUUUCGACAGGAACAUUUACUCGUGAUUCAUAUAUUUUACUGUUGACUUGAAAUCAGCUCAUUCCUUAAUGUAUCUAGCAUCUCCUGCGUCGGCCACGGGCUUUUAAUAGUUGGUGGCUCUGAAGUAAUUUGCUUUGUUUAUUUUGUUAAGUCACUGAGAACACGAAGGGCAGCACUGCUUGGUCUGCCAGGUGAGAGGUCUCUUUUGCGCUGCUGUUGCUGCUAUUAUUAUUAGACCCUGAAUAAAUUCAAACCUUCAUUUUCGUUGGUCUGAAAAGCGACUUCGCCAACUCGCAUGCGAUUGGCCGUCGAGCAGAGCUGCUACUUCUCGCGUGAUUGGUCGGCGGGUGCCGGAUAUCCACACCCCCAACGUACGCGUGAUUGGCCGGCAGUCCGCUCAACAGCGCACGUCAUAGGCUGUGCAUACCUAGCAGCCAAUCGCAAGUGAGUGGGCACAAUGACCCCGCCAGCCAAUCGCACGUGAUUGGAUGUCACCGCGAUUUGUUUUGCAGAGUGCGAUUUGUACACGUGCA
Molecule: messenger RNA, 6895 nt
Organism: Lethenteron reissneri (Far Eastern brook lamprey)
Lineage: Eukaryota; Metazoa; Chordata; Hyperoartia; Petromyzontiformes; Petromyzontidae
Product: inactive dipeptidyl peptidase 10-like
Biological process (GO): regulation of potassium ion transmembrane transport; proteolysis
Cellular component (GO): voltage-gated potassium channel complex; plasma membrane
Molecular function (GO): serine-type peptidase activity
Source: RefSeq, a predicted model, not a curated record